This is a messenger RNA of Tachyglossus aculeatus (Australian echidna), 6071 nucleotides long. It is a transcript of the gene MTCL1, whose product is annotated as microtubule crosslinking factor 1. The record is from RefSeq and is a predicted model, not a curated record. Gene Ontology annotation, cellular component: lateral plasma membrane; midbody; apicolateral plasma membrane. Lineage: Eukaryota; Metazoa; Chordata; Mammalia; Monotremata; Tachyglossidae. Gene Ontology annotation, molecular function: microtubule binding. Gene Ontology annotation, biological process: regulation of autophagy; establishment or maintenance of epithelial cell apical/basal polarity; microtubule bundle formation.
CGAGAUGAGGCCCACGACGACGACGACGACGAAGAGCUGCUCAGGGAGAUGGAGGAGCUGCGCUCCGAGAACGAUUAUCUCAAGGAUGAACUGGAUGAACUCCGGGCUGAAAUGGAAGAGAUGCGAGACAGCUACUUAGAAGAAGAUGUUUACCAGCUUCAGGAACUCAGGCGGGAAUUGGACCACGCAAACAAAAACUGCCGAAUUCUGCAGUACCGUCUCAGGAAAGCUGAGCAGAAGAGCCUGAAGGUUGCUCAGACGGGCCAGGUGGAUGGCGAGCUCAUUAGAAGUCUGGAGCAGGAUCUAAAGGUAGCCAAAGAUGUAUCUGUCAGACUGCACCAUGAACUGGAGAGUGUAGAGGAAAAGCGAGCUAAAGCAGAAGAUGAAAAUGAGAUUCUCCGACAGCAGAUCAUUGAGGUGGAGAUAUCCAAGCAAGCUCUCCAGAACGAGCUGGACAGGUUAAAAGAGAGUUCCAUGAAGAGAAGAGGCAGCAGGGAAACACACAAAGAAAAGAAAACACUCAGUCAGGAUGACAGUGCUGACUUGAAGUGCCAGCUGCAGUUUGCCAAAGAGGAAGCCGCCCUGAUGCGCAAAAAGAUGGCCAAGCUAGGGAAGGAGAAAGACCAACUGGAGCAGGAACUCCAGAAGUACAAGUCCCUGUAUGGCGACGUGGACAGCCCCCUCCCGACCGGAGAGGCCGGGGGCCCCCCCAGCUCCCGAGAGGCCGAGCUGAAGCUGCGGCUGAAGCUGGUGGAGGAGGAAGCCAACAUCCUGGGCCGGAAGAUCGUGGAGCUGGAGGUGGAGAACCGGGGCAUCAAGGCGGAGAUGGAGGACCUGCGGGGUCAGUAUGAGCGAGAGUGUCUGAGCCGGGACCACAUCCCAAGCAUCCCUACCUCGCCGUACGGCGACUCGCUGGAGUCGGCCACGGAGCUGCGGCGCCACUUGCAGUUUGUGGAAGAGGAGGCGGAACUGCUGCGGAGGUCCAUCUCCGAGAUCGAGGACCACAACCAGCAGCUGACCCAGGAGCUGAGCAAGUUCAAGUUCGAUCCCGGCCAGGAGCCCAGCUGGCCGGAGGAGCCGGCCUGCAGAGGCGGGGCUGGGGGUCCUCUGCAGGAGGAGCUCAAGUCGGCCCGCCUGCAGAUCAAUGAGCUGAGCGGGAAGGUGAUGAAGCUGCAGUACGAGAACCGGGUGCUGCUGUCCAACGUGCAGCGUUACGACUUGGCCGCCCACCUGGGUCUGCCCGGGCCCAGCCCCCGGGACAGCGAUGCCGAGAGCGAUGCAGGCAAGAAGGAGAGCGACGGGGAGGAGGGCCGCCCGCCGCAGCCCAAGAGGGAAGGGCCCGUCGGGGGCGAGAGCGACUCGGACGAGCUCUAUGAGAAGACCUCGGGCUUCGGGAGCGGAAGGCCGUCGGAGAGAAGCGACCCGGGCUUCGUGGAGCUGGCGAGGGCCAAGGAAGACACCGAGUCCCUGAUGAGCAUCAAGCGGGAGGCGGAGCGGCUGGAGAGGGUGGUGGAGCGCCUCAUCACUGACACCGACAUCUUGGUCUACGACGCCCAGCUGCGUGGCGCCGGUGGCAGGGCCCAGGAGCCGCCGGGCCAUGGCCUGGGGGAGAGGACGGAGGAAGGCAAGAGCGAACCCCAACUCUUGGACACCAUCAACGCCAGGAUGAAGGCUUUCCGGAAGGAGCUCCAGGCCUUUCUGGAGAAGGUGGACCAUGUCGGGGAAGGCCUGAAAGAGCGCUUGGAGGAUCUGUCUCCUCUCCCUCACCUCACAGAGUCUUCCAGCUUCCUCUCCACGAUGACCUCCGUGUCCCGGGACUCCCCUAUUGGGACCCUGGGGAAGGAGCUAAUCACAGACUUCCAGUCCAGACUGAGGGAUCAGCUGGAGGCACAGCUCGGCCAGGACCGUGGAGAGGAGCAGGAGUUUCACCGCCUUCGGGCCAUGGCUGAACCUCACCGCAGAGCUGAUGGAGACAUUAAAACCUACAGGCCAGGAGACAAGGGCUGUUUCAGUCUAGAGCUCAGGGAUGCCCCUGUUUUCCCUGAACAGAGUGUAUCGAUACAGGAGCUUCAGGCUCAUCUUGAGCAGGAGACCAGGCUUCACCGAGAGGAGCAAGAAAAGUUUACCGACAGGAUCAUUCAGAUGGAGGAAGAACACCGACAGGCCCUACGGAGGAAGGAUCUUGAAGUGCAGAGUCUGACGUUACAGAACAAGCUGGAGGAAAAGACCUGGGGCCAGGAGAAGAGCCUCAUGCAGCGGGAGCUCAGGCACUUCAAGCAGAACACGUUCCUCCUCUACGUCAAACUCAAGUGGCUGCUGAAACAUUGGCGGCAGGGCAAACGAGUGGAGGGGGAAGGAGAAGAUUCGGCAGAGACGGAGCAUGCUGAGUCCCUGCCAGAGUUUGGUAUCCAGCCUGAACAGAAGGGAGAGGAGCCGGAGCAGGAUGAGGAGGAGAGGGGCCUAGCCCUCAGCAUGGUGGAUUAUUCCCAACGUUACCUAUUGGAAGCCAGGGACGGCGGUGGCCCACAGCUGCAGACCGCGGAGCUGCUGCAGCACCAGAAGCAGGCAGUGGAGAACCGGCAGCUGCUGAACGCCCUGAAGUCCCUGCUGGAUGAUUUCCGCUCCGAGCUGCGGGACGACGAGAGGGAGAGGCUCGGGCUGCAGCAGCGCUAUGCCAGUGACAAGGCCGCGUGGCAGGUCGAGUGGACCGAGCUAAAGUGCCGCUUGGAACAGCUGGAGAGGGAAAGUGAGAGGCUUCUGGGCGAGGCUGGCGAUACCAAGGGGACUUUGAAGAAGGAGAGGGAAGAGCACAGGAAGCUCCUGGCAGACAGUCACGGGCUGGUCAUGGAUCUGCGUUGGCAAGUCCAGCACAGCGAGAAGAACUGGAACAGGGAAAAGGUGGAGCUUCUCAACCAGCUGGACCGGGACCGGCGGGAAUGGGACUGGCAGAAGAAGGAGCUCCUCUGGAGAAUCGAGCAGUUGCAGAAAGAAACUAGCACCCAGAGAGGCGACAGCUUCCUAUGUGACCAAAAAGAGGACAACAUCCGUCCAUUCUCAGCCCAGGGAAGCCUCCACUUACCUCAUCCGAUGGGGAAGCGAGCCUAUUCUGACUCAGAUGCUGCCCAGUUCGAAGACCGAACUCUGUCCAGACUGAAAGACACGGAUCGAUGCACUGCCACAGAGAACCUCUUCCUCGAUGUCCUGUCUCUGGAUGAUGAGCCCGAUGAACCCCAGCCCCGGAGAUUGGAGCGGGAGAAAUUUGUGACUUGCCUGCAUGAAGAAGAAGAAGCCCAUAAGGGAAAUCUUCAGAGGGCCGUGUCCGUGUCCUCCAUGUCCGAGUUCCAGCGUCUGAUGGACAUUUCUCCUUUCCUCCCGGAAAAGGCUCUGCCUUCAGCCAGCAGCAAGGAGGACAUCACUCCCCCACUCUCCCCUGAUGACCUGAAGUACAUCGAAGAGUUCAACAAGAGCUGGGACUACCCCCUCACCGGGAGUCACGGUGGGGGCACGGGGCGACCUCCAGAUGCCUGGGUGGAGAGGACCGAGGUGGGGCGAUCUGGGGAAGACGUCCCCUUGGAGCCGUUCCCGGCAUCGGGAUGGUACCUGACCACAAGCGUCACCAUGACCACCAACACCCUGACCAGCCCAGAGCACUGCCAGAAGCAGCCCUUGAGGAGCCAAGUCAUGGCGGAGAAAAUGGGGGUCCGGGUGUUCCACAGCCCACCGGGGGUCCGGAGGUUUGAGGGCUCGGUGAUCGCAGGCGGGGAGACCAAGAACCAGGGGGACCCAGACUUCCUGUUCUCUGGGCCCAAAGCCAAAGGGAACGCCGGGGAGGGGAAAGGGGAUCGCCCCGAACUUGUGUUUGGUAGGUGGUCCUGCGACCUCCCCAGACACCACAGAGACUACCUGGAGGGUGGUCUCCGGCCCCUCGAGGGCCCCAUUUGCAGUCUGGGUUUGGCCAACUCCUUGCGCGGCCUGGGCCUGUCCAAGAACAUGAGUGACGACAUGAAGGAGGUGGCUUUCUCCGUCCGGAACGCCAUCCGGUCGGGCGCCUCGGAGCCCCAGUUCAAGGACACGGCCUGCCAGACCAACGGCGCCCGGACCAGGGGCACCCAAACCACCCAGACCAUCAGUGUCGGCCUGCAGACGGACACCCUGCGAGGCAGCAACGCCAGCAGCCCCCACAGGUGUCUGACGCCCAAGGCCGGGGCUGGCCCCACGCCCGUCUCGUCUCCCUCGCGGAGUCUGCGGGGCCGCCAGGUAGCUCCCGCCAUCGAGAAGGUCCAGGCCAAGUUUGAACGCACGUGCUGCUCCCCCAAGUAUGGGUCCCCCAAGCUGCAGCGGAAGGGCCUCCCCAGAGCCGACACGCCGAAUCCCCGGCCCGGGCCGGGCACGCCCCAGAAGGGGUUCAGCGAGUCUGCCUGGGCCCGCUCCACCACCACCCGGGAGAGCCCAGUCCACACCACCAUCAACGAUGGGCUCUCCAGCCUCUUCAACAUCAUUGAUCACACCCCCGUGGUGCACGACCUCUUCCUGAAAGGGGGUGCCUCAGGAGGCCGGGCCUGGGUGACCGAGCCGGGCCCGGGGCAGGAGACGGGCACGAGCUCCCGGGGUAGAUCCCCCAGCCCUGGGGCCCCAGAGACAUGCAGGGAGGAAGGGGGUGGGGAGGGCACGCCCAUCAGGCAGGACUUGUCUGCUCCCCCCGGGUACACGCUCACGGAGAAUGCCACCAGAAUCCUCAACAAGAGGCUCUUGGAGCAUGCCUUAAAGGAGGAGCGAAAACAAGUCUCUCACAUCCCCACCGGUCUGAACGGCGACAGCGGCGUGGGAGAAAUGGUCAAAGUUGAACCAGGGUCCAUUGAGGAACUACCUUGUUCCGCACUAGCUCCACCCCUUGACCCCUGCUUCUCCCGACCGGAGAGACCAGCAAACCAACGCCCGCCUUCCCGCUGGGCCGCACACUCCCCUCUCGCUUCCCAGCCCCAGUCACCGGGAGAGCCGAAGCCCCCCGAGGAGCCCGGAUGCCAGGAGCCAAGCUUGGACAAUCCCAUCCAGUGACUCGAGCCUGCAUGAAUCCCAACUCCAGUAAUUCCCCGUAAUCCGCAUAGCCGCCCCUCCACCGUGACCCAGCUCCACCCGAGGAGAGAUCGAGUUGUUUUCCCGAGGUCAGAGAAGGUCUCAACCAAACGCAGCUGCUGAAUGUUCAACCUGUGAAACAGAAAUGUUUCUAGAAUGAAACAGUUAACGUGCCUGGAAUACCUUAAUUUUUUUCAUAGCUCAGAAAACUAUUUUUGUCUCCAUCUUUUCUACACACAGUAUAUUAACAAAAAGGAUAAAUAAGAUAUACAUUUAAAGAGUAAGAGUUUUACAAAUGUACAUUUUAAAAAGAGCUCCCGGAUGCACUCGCUCUCUGCAUACUGACUGCCUUUUCGUUGAAUUUGCACUGUUACAUUUCAGUUGGAUUUAUUUUCUUGUUUAAGGCAUUUUACAUUAGUUUUAUUCCAUUUGGAUAUCGUGUCGCCAUUUAAAAGAAAAAAAACACAAAAUUAUGGAACUUCAGGCUCCCUGAAGUAGUCGAUUUUACGUAGUGAAGAAAGCCAUUAAACUAGUUGACUAGAAUGGUAUUCUAUAAGCUGGAGGGAAUACAGGUAACUAGAAAACCUAAGUGACAAAGAAGGCCUCAGAAAGUCUUAUGACAUUAGCUGUAUAAUACACAUACUCUACUUGACUGGCAUGCCUUUGGGUUUAUAGCACUUUAGUGCAUAUACAUAUUGCUACUGUAUUCUUACUAACAUCUUAAUGUGAGUCAGUAGGUUUCACCGUAAUAUUGUCGUGAAUUUCCCUGUACUGUACUUUUAUUGUUGGUCCUCUCACGUUGAUGAUACAACAAAAAUAUUUUUAAACUAUUGUCAAAAAGUUCAACUGACAAUGUACAGUGUUUACUGAGAACUUUCUUGUUUGGGAAGGGUAUGUGGUAAAGAUUUGGACAUACCAAAUGGAAACAACGACCACGUCUAAGGAAGUCUGCAGAAAAGGACCACUCUGAAGUGGAAUAAAAGCCUUGAUAUUUACAA